This is a messenger RNA of Tetrahymena thermophila SB210, 648 nucleotides long. RefSeq lists its product as hypothetical. The record is from RefSeq and is a predicted model, not a curated record. Lineage: Eukaryota; Ciliophora; Oligohymenophorea; Hymenostomatida; Tetrahymenidae. The transcript has a single exon.
AUGUCAUUCUAAGAUUUUAAAAGAGAUUAUUUGUUUAAGGAUCUCACAGAGAUAACUUACAGAGAUAAAUACGCUUUAAAGUGUAAUUUAAGUGAAGAUAAAAGCUAAAAAUAGCUAGAAGAUUUAGAUAAUAAUUAAUAUUACCAACAAAACCUGCUAUCAUAAUCACAAAAUGAGUCUAACUCACAUCUCUUUAACUAAUCAUAGUAAUAAGAAGAAGAAGAAGAACACAUAUAAAAUAAUAAAUUAUUAGAGAAAUUUGAAUAGAUUUCUAAAAAUAAUAUAUGCAAGAACAUAACUAAAGCUUUUUUUGCUUAUCUUCUAGACAAGAAAAAUGAUUUACUUACAGACUUUAUAAUGAAAGGAGCUUCUCAAAGCAAUGCUCGUAAACUAGCUAAAAAUUUUUCUUUAUCCUUCAAUCAUAACAACAAAGACCUACAAAAAUUAAUACAUCAUCCUAAAUAUGGAAAGGCGUUAGAAUUUUAUCUUACUUUCGAAGCAUAAAACUGGUUAAAAAAUAGUAAAGUAUAAUAAAUGGAAGAGCAUCUUAUCUAUAUUAGCUUUUUAAAAUUAUGUUGCUGUAAGACUAACUAUUCUAAUUACUUAGUUUCAUAUAAAAAAAGCAAAAAAUAUUUCUAAAGUAGUUGA